AUGACGAACCUGCAGAAUCCCGUUAAAAAGUCCACAUGCUCCUCAACUAUGUGGCGAAACGGCGAGGGUCUACUUCAGAAAGCAUCUCCUAACUUUUCUGAAAUGCUAAAAGAGGAUUCAAGUGCUCCAAAUGGCUGGCGUGCACCCAGACCAGGAGAGAUAUUUAAGAAUCCAAAUCUUGCCAAGACUUUCAGAACACUUGCAACCGAGGGUAAGAGAGGAUUUUACACCGGAAAAAUCGCUGAAGAAAUCGUCAGAGUUACUCGAAAUCUAGGUGGAUUUCUGGAAUUAGACGAUUUGAAAAACCACAUGGAGAUCGGCAGUGAGGAAUCUACACCCAUCUCAAAAGUUUUCAAAGGUCAAGGAUAUAACAAAACCCAUCAUUUCGUUGAUGGAAUUUCCGGCCAAGGCAUUAGCGAAGACAACCAUGGCAUCAGAGUUUGGGAACAUCCACCCAACGGCCAAGGACUCGUCGCACUCAUGACCCUCGGUAUCCUCGAAGAACUCGAAAACAUGGGUAAAAUCCCGCAUUUCACAGAAAAUGACCACAAUUCAUCUGAGUACCUCCACGCCGUUAUCGAAUCCCUACGCAUCGCCUUCGCAGAUGCUAGUUGGUUUAUAGCUGAUCCAGCAUUUACCAAAGUUCCCGUCGAAGAACUAAUCUCCCAGUCUUAUCUUGCCGAACGCGCCAAACUCUUCGAUCCCCAGCGCUCUAAUCCUGAAAUCUAUGACCAUGGAUCCCCUGCCCAUAAUCAUAGUGAUACGGUCUACUUUGCUGUGACUGACAAAUGGGGCAACGGAAUAUCCUUCAUAAACUCCAACUUUGAAGGAUUUGGCAGCGGUAUUAUUCCCAAAGGCUGUGGAUUUGUUCUCCAAAACCGAGGUGGCAAUUUCUCGCUUCAAAAGGGCCAUGCUAAUGUCAUCGCUCCUGGUAAAAGGCCUUAUCAUACCAUCAUCCCGGCGAUGAUUACCAACGUCCACGACGAUUCGCUACAUAGCGUAUACGGCGUCAUGGGAGGAUUCAUGCAACCCCAAGGACAUGUUCAAGUAUUGCUUAAUAUGUUGGCAUUUAAGUUGAACCCACAAGCGGCAAUCGAUGCCCCCAGAUUUUGUAUAAGUGCAGAUGGAAUUCCAGGAGAAUCACACAAAGAGAAAAACGUGUUUCUAGAAGAGGGGAUCACCAAAGAUGUGUUUGAGAAGUUGAAGGCGUUAGGUCAUCAGGUGCAAAUGGUUGAAGGAUAUCAGAGGGGUGUUUUCGGGAGGGGACAGUUAAUCAGAGUUCAUGGGGACGAAGAUGGUGUUUUGGUUUUUAGUGGUGGUAGUGAUCCUAGGGGAGAUGGGGCAGUUUAUCCUGGUUAG
Sclerotinia sclerotiorum 1980 UF-70 is the source of this 1359-nucleotide messenger RNA. RefSeq lists its product as hypothetical. The record is from RefSeq and is a predicted model, not a curated record. Lineage: Eukaryota; Fungi; Ascomycota; Leotiomycetes; Helotiales; Sclerotiniaceae. The transcript has 3 exons. The coding region runs from base 1 to 1359 and encodes 452 amino acids.